Nannospalax galili (Upper Galilee mountains blind mole rat) is the source of this 1979-nucleotide messenger RNA. RefSeq names its product cartilage associated protein (gene Crtap). Gene Ontology annotation, cellular component: endoplasmic reticulum. Gene Ontology annotation, molecular function: collagen binding; protein binding. Gene Ontology annotation, biological process: collagen fibril organization; peptidyl-proline hydroxylation to 3-hydroxy-L-proline. The record is from RefSeq and is a predicted model, not a curated record. Lineage: Eukaryota; Metazoa; Chordata; Mammalia; Rodentia; Spalacidae.
UGGGUCCCCGCCUCCCCAGCCCGGCCUGCCGCGUCGCGCGGUCCCCGUCUUCCUCUCCUGCCCCGGCCCUGGUGGUUUUAACAUCCCGCCCGGCGCGAUGGGACCCGCGGCCGCCGCGCUGCUGGCGCUGCUGUGCUUGGGAUGCGCGCUGCGUCCCGGGCGCGCCCAGUACGAGCGCUACAGCUUCCGCAGCUUCCCGCGCGACGAGCUGAUGCCGCUCGAGUCGGCCUAUCGCCACGCACUGGACCAGUACGGCGGAGAGCACUGGGUGGAGAGCGUGGGCUACCUGGAGAUCAGCCUGCGGCUGCACCGCCUGCUACGGGACAGCGAGGCCUUCUGCCACCGCAACUGCAGCCGGCCGCCCGAGCCCCCGCCCGCCGCGGGCCUGGCGCGCUACCCGGAGCUGCGCCUCUUCGGCGGCCUGCUGCGCCGCGCGCACUGCCUUAAGCGCUGCAAGCAGGGCUUGCCCGCCUUCCGCCAGUCACAGCCCAGUCGCGACUUGCUGGCCGACUUCCAGCGCCGAGAGCCCUACAAGUUCCUGCAGUUCGCCUACUUUAAGGCCAAUAACAUCCCAAAGGCCAUUGCGGCUGCCCACACUUUUCUCCUGAAGCAUCCUGAUGAUGAAAUGAUGAAGAGGAACAUGGCAUACUACAAGAGCUUGCCUGGUGCUGAGGACUACAUUAAAGACUUGGAAACCAAGUCAUACGAGAGCCUGUUCAUCCGAGCAGUACGAGCCUACAAUGGGGAGAAUUGGAGGACAUCCAUCACAGACAUGGAGCUUGCGCUCCCUGACUUCUUCAAAGCCUUUUACGAAUGUCUUGCGGCCUGUGAGGGCUCCAGGGAGAUCAAGGAUUUCAAGGACUUUUACCUUUCCAUAGCAGAUCAUUAUAUAGAAGUUCUUGAGUGCAAAAUUCAGUGUGAAGAGAACCUGACUCCAGUCAUAGGAGGCUAUCCUGUGGAGAAAUUCGUAGCCACCAUGUAUCACUAUUUACAGUUUGCUUAUUAUAAAUUGAGUGACCUGAAGAAUGCAGCCCCCUGUGCGGUUAGCUACCUACUCUUUGACCCGGAGGACAAGGUUAUGAAACAGAACCUGGUGUAUUACCAGUAUCACAGGGAUAAGUGGGGCCUCUCUGACGAACAUUUCCAGCCCAGACCGGAAGCAGUUCAGUUCUUCAAUGUGACCACACUCCAGAAAGAACUAUAUGACUUUGCUAAGGAAAACCUGAUGGAUGACGAUGAGAACCAGGGUCGAGCCUGCCUUCAUACCUUCCUUCCUACCUUCCCACUGGCCUUCCCAGGUUCAUACCUGUUUUCCCCGUGUUUGCACCCAUCUUCACGUUCACGUCUUCCCACCCACUUUCCUCCUGUUCACACCUGCCUUCUAUCUUCACACCUGUCUUUCUGUUGACACAUGUCUUGCCAUUGUCCCAUCUGUCUCCCCUUAAUUCACACUUGUCUUCCCCAUGGCCCUCCCUGUCUCCCCCAUGUUCAGAAAGUCUUCCAUGGUUUGUUUUUUUCUUUAAUCCCUGAGAAAUCAGUAUUAUUUUUUAAAUAAGCAAAAACACUAAAAGAUGUUAAAUGUGAAAAAUUCCUGUGGUCUCUGCUCUUUCAGACUGACCUCUCCUUUCUGCCUCCUGCAGGAGAGACAGCAGAAGAAGGCUGAGUGUCUCAGAGCCUCAUGGUAGUCUUGACCAGUGCCACUCCUUGUCCAUUGAGAAACAAGUUGGGUAGAUACAUAAAACAACAAAAAGUGUUUGCACAAUACCUUUGUCUUCAAAAUCUUACAAGGAUUACCCAGUCUCAUUUGAGGAUAAUGAUCAAUUAUAAAUCUCAGAGUUGGAAAUGAGUGAAAGCCAGGGGGAGUCUCGUGUUCAUUCUUCUAAAGAUUGCUGAAUACCUGCUCUGUGCUAGACACUUGAUCUGGAUAGCAAAGGUGCUGCACAGAAUAACAAAAGGAAAAUAAAAACCUGCCUGUAUUA